AUGGACAACAUCGACGAGGAAUAUGACCGGCUUGUUGAACACCUUCACGACUGCGCGAGGAAGGCUGAGAGUUUUAAAACCACCAAGAGACGCCUGUCUCUUAAAACUCUUGAGCUGAUACGUCAGCGUGGAGCAGCACGAGCCGCAGGGAACCAAGAACUCACGUCCGAGCUCGCAAGGCUUUGCAGAGAGGCGAUGAAGGAAGACCUUAAAGAGAGAAGAGCAGAAGUGCUGGCUGAAGCUGCAGAGGCGGGGAAAAGCAUCCGCUAUGCCCGUCGAGACUUCGCCAGUCGCAAGAUGAGGAAAAUCAUCUACAACUUCUACUCUGAUCUCUUCGACAGCCAUGUCCACUUGCCUCCUCAUCAUCUGAGGGAAGAUGGACAAGUCAUUCCAGAGGUUCUCUCGUCCGAAAUACGACAUGCUAUCAUGUCGGUAAGAAAUCGUACGGCACCCGGUCCCGACAGAAUAAGACCAGAACACCUGAAGAGCCUUCCGCCAGUACUCAUCAACACCCUGGCGAGGCUCUUUACACGUUAUCUGUCGGAAUGCAAGGUUCCUAAACAGUGGAAGACCAGCAAGACCGUGUUGUUGUAUAAAAAGGGAGAUCCACAUGACAUCGGCAACUAUCGUCCAGUCUGCCUACUGAUUGAAAAAGUCUUGGAUGAAGGACAGCCAUGCGAGCAAGCAGGGUUUCGAAAAGGAUUCAGCACGAUUGACCACAUUCACACUGUUUCGAAACUCAUCGAGGUAUCACGAGAGUACAAGAUGCCGCUCUGUCUCACCUUCAUCGACUUGAAGAAGGCCUUCGACUCAGUUGAGACGGAAGCGAUCGUGGAAGCCUUGGACAACCAAGGCGUCCCUACUCAGUACAUAAAGAGGGGGCUCCGACAGGGUGAUACAAUUUCACCCAAAAUAUUCACAGCCACCCUCGAGAACGCAGUGCGAAAGUUGGAAUGGGGCGACAUGGGAGUGAAGGUUGAUGGUCGGCAGCUACACCAUUUGCGCUUUGCUGACGACAUCGUACUGAUAACACCUAGCAUCAGCCAAGCGGAACGAAUGCUGACCGAAUUCGACGAAACAUGUGGAUGCAUCGGUCUUCAGCUGAAUCUACAAAAGACGAUGUUCAUGCGGAACGGAUGGGUCUCGGAUGCCCCAUUCACGCUCAACGGAACGAACAUAUCCGAAUGCACCAGCUACGUUUAUCUGGGUCGGGAACUGAACAUGAUGAACGACCUGACCUCCGAGCUGGGCAGGAGGAGACGAGCGGCUCGGGGAGCGUACAAGAGCAUCGAGGAUGUAGUGAAGAAGACCAGGAACACACGGCUCCGUGCUCACCUCUUCAACACCACCGUACUUCCUGCUUUGACCUAUGCUUCGGAAACCUGGGCAUUUCGCAAGCAGGAAGAAAACGCGACCAGAGCCGUGAGCGACUGGGUUCCCCGCGAUAUUAAGCGCACUGCAGGAGGACCGCCGACCCGAUGGUCAAUUUCUUCACGAAGUCCUUCAAAGAAAAAUAUGAUGCUCGUCGUGUCCCACGCGAAAGGAGGAACCACUGGGCUACUCUGGCACGCGAUCGGGACAAAUGGAAGAAUCACUGGUUCCCGCUCGACCAGUUCGAAGAUCAACGGGAGUCAAGGUGAUCAAGGUGAACGCGGGAAUUUGCACCCUAUCUCGGAUGGUUCUUUUUAUCCGAAUGAUACAAUCGUAUCAUUCGUUCUCGUGAUCGAUCCGUCAGCGGUCUAUGCGGUUCGUAUCCGAUCCAAGGCUCUGAUGAAAGCGAUUUUGCCAAAACGUUUGCCAAUAAAAUUAUUUUACAAUCUUGGACAUUUGACCUAUUUGGUUAUGGGAUUUGGUGGCUUGCUAGACAAUAACAUCGUUUGGGAAGCUCACACCGCAGAACUGUGCAAGGCAUAUAACUUCUCCGUUCCCGGAGCGUACACUCGGAGGCUUGAUUGUGUUCAAAACAAGCAGAGCCAAAGAGAUCAGUUUGACGAUGGCUGUGGUUCCUCUACUCCGUCGAAAGAACUGUCACUGCUUCAGCCAGAUCCUUGUUUUACCGUUGUGAGUGGAAACGAAAUAAAGCCGCCAACUAUUAGCGAGAAGAAACCUGUGGGCGAUAUUGUUUUACCAAAAACUCAGCUUCGACAAGAUUCUUUAUCUGACUUGAUCACACCAGACAAAAUAUUGUUCCAUAGCAAUGGAACAGGUAGCCCCUUGAAGAUGUUGGUUGAUUCGCACAUUGAAUUUUCGAACAACGAUGGUUACCAUGGGACUUUUCUUCUGUCUCAAGAUUGGGAAAUUCCUCGUUGA
This is a messenger RNA of Necator americanus (New World hookworm), 2310 nucleotides long. RefSeq lists its product as uncharacterized. The transcript is spliced from 10 exons. The record is from RefSeq and is a predicted model, not a curated record. The coding region runs from base 1 to 2310 and encodes 769 amino acids. Lineage: Eukaryota; Metazoa; Nematoda; Chromadorea; Rhabditida; Ancylostomatidae.